AUGUCGAAAACAGUGAAAAGUAUGGCAAUAAUGAUGCAUGACUUUGAAAAUGGGCGUAUCGCAUAUCUCACUUAUCUGAAAGUAGUUCUUUGUCGAAAUCGUUUAGUGAACUAUCAACUGGGUGCAAUUUGGAAAUGCUACGGAGAAGUCCAAAAUCAAAAUAAUUCUUGUCAAGCACCGCUAAUUAAAAAUCAGCUGAAACAAAAUCAUGUAAGAAAAGUUUUGUAG
Messenger RNA from Adineta ricciae, 228 nucleotides. The record is from the annotation of a GenBank genome assembly. Lineage: Eukaryota; Metazoa; Rotifera; Eurotatoria; Adinetida; Adinetidae.